CUGUGCUGGAUCAGUUGCUUCACGGAUUAGGAAAUUUCCUCAUUGUCCUUUAUCAAAAAUGUUCUCAUAACUCCUGAAAUCCCCAAGAAAUGAGAGAAUUGAUCCUGUACAGCAUUACAUAUUUUAUUGGAAAUUACCAAAGUCAUGUAAUAAUAAUCCAUCAUAUUUUGCAUACGUGUCACUGUAAUUUGCAUAACGAAAAUUCAUAUAAAAGCGAGAUCUCAGCCAGUUUUAAAACAUAAGUCGCCAUUGCCUUUUCCCAAGAAGAGAUCCACCUAUUACCCCAGCACCAUGAAGACUUUUAUCCUCUUAUCUGCGGUGUUAGCACUCGCAGCCGCAGGAACGGUCCAACCCUCACUUUACACAAAGGUGAGCUCAGCAGGAAGACUCAACGUCAUUCUCGAACUUCCCCAAGUCAUCGGAAUCGCCGAAUCGUCCCCCGUAUUAUCCGGCCUGUCCAGACAGGCCAAAGCUGUCGCCCUUGUCAACAUGCUGACCGACUUGACCUCUACGUCACAAGCUCCCUACAUCACCCUCGCUCAGCAACUCGGCAUCAAAUACGAGCAAUUCUGGGCCUCUAACAUUGUCCUUCUGGAAAACAUCACUGUCGACCAGUUGUCUGCCUUCGCGUCCACAGCUGUGGGAAGCUUUGAACUCCGAGAAGAGUACACCGCCAUGGUAGAUCCCAUCGUCCAUUCCGUCAAUACGAAUGUAUCCGAGCGUCAGGGCAACCAGUGGGGGGUUGACAUGAUUCGUGCUCCGGAUGCUUGGACAACCACGCAAGGCGAAGGCAUCGUCGUCGCUAUUAUGGAUACCGGGGUCAAUUUGGGACACGAGGCGUUGUCCACGAACUACGCAGGGGCUUGGAGGGACCCGUACUACAAUACGCCAGGCCCCACAGACCAACACGGACACGGGUCCCACUGUGCGGGUUCGAUUCUUGGUACCACGAACGGAAUUGGUGUCGCCCCUGCAGCCAAAUGGAUAGCUUGUCGCGGUCUUAACCACUUAGGAAGCGGGAGUGAAGCAGCUCUAACAACUUGCGCUCAAUUCAUGCUUACGUCCAACCCAAUACCAAAUGUGGUCAGCAAUUCGUGGGGCGGAGCGGGUGGCUCGUCUUGGUACAAUGCUCAAAUCUCUGCUUGGCGAGCGGCUGGGAUCAUUCCGGUAUUCGCGAUAGGAAAUAGCGGAUGCACCUGUCGCACAGCAGGAUCACCGGGAGAUCAGCCAAAUCUCAUCUCUGUAGGGUCCACUACGGAUGAAGAUGUCAUUUCUUGCUACUCGUCGCGAGGAGAUCCAGACUUGGCGGUUAAAAAGCCUGAGGUUUCCGCACCAGGUCAGAUGAUCGUCUCUGCCGGAACUUUGGCAGAUAAUUAUGUCACCAUGUCGGGCACAUCAAUGGCCUGUCCACACACGGCGGGGGCAAUAGCACUCAUCCUGGCGGCUAAUCCUACGUACACGUUUGACCAGGUAUUGUCACUUCUCCAAUCCACGACGACCCAACAACCGUUGAGACCGUUUGAUAGGAGGUGUGGGAUUUCGGGGACUGAAGACUAUCCAAAUAAUGUUUAUGGGCAUGGUAGAAUCGAUGUGGGGGCGGCUAUUGCUGCUGCGUCGGUACUUAGGGCUUAAAAAGUGAAAUGAAUUGGUUUGUAAUUGGAAUAUUGUGUUAAUAAAUAAAUUUGGAAACA
Messenger RNA from Folsomia candida, 1691 nucleotides. RefSeq names its product bacillopeptidase F. The record is from RefSeq and is a predicted model, not a curated record. Lineage: Eukaryota; Metazoa; Arthropoda; Collembola; Entomobryomorpha; Isotomidae. Gene Ontology annotation, molecular function: serine-type endopeptidase activity. The transcript has 3 exons. The coding region runs from base 292 to 1632 and encodes 446 amino acids. Gene Ontology annotation, biological process: proteolysis.